AUGACAGAGCAUACCAAUCUCACGUUCAAAGACCAGAUCAAGGGCUUUCCGUUGGUGCAAAUCUUGGUGAUUUCGUUUAUCAAGCUUGCGGAGCCUAUUGCAUUCACCUCCAUAUUCCCAUAUGCAUUUUAUAUGAUCAGGGACUUUGGUGUCGCCAAGUCAGAAGCAGAAAUCUCCACUUACGCCGGGUACCUUGCGGCGGUGUUUGCCUUUGGCCAAUUUACCUCGGCAAUUGUGUGGGGGAAGUUUGCUGAUGUGUAUGGAAGGAAGAUCGUGCUUAUACUAGGACUUCUUGGUUCACUGUUUUCAAUUCUUUUGCUUGGAUUUUCAAGCAAUUUCUGGAUGGCCUUUUUGGCCCGUGGAUUGCUGGGUCUUUUAAAUGGGAACUCAGGAGUAUCUCGUUCAGUUAUCGGUGAAAUUGCCCCACAUAAGCACCAUCAAGGUCUUGCAUUUUUGUCUAUGCCAGUGGCGUGGAACAUCGGAGGGGUUUUUGGGCCCUUGAUCGGAGGUACCUUGUCUCAUCCCUUCCGUCCUGACACACCACCACUGCUGGCAUGGGGAAGACUUAAUUGGGACUACCCAUACGCAUUGCCUAAUAUGGUAAUUGCAGCCAUUUUGAUAGUAGAGGCUUUGAUAACUUAUUUCUGCUUGAAGGAAACUCAUCCUACAUUACAGUACCAUGACGACCCGGGCAUCAACAGAACGAAGAGACUUCUUCGUGGACUCGGGCUCAUUGGGCAAGAGUUGGGUGAAAUCGAAGUGGUGGAAGAUGAGGAGACCCUUCUUUUAGUAAAGUCAAAGUCAUCGGAGACGGUCAACGUGCUAGAAGACGGAGUUCCAACCGCGGACUAUGGUAUCAACGCCAGUACGAGUUUCCUCCGUGGCCUUGGAAUCGGUUCUGUGCAAAGUCAGUCGGAGUUUGUGGAGGACGCGGAAGACGAAAACACCAUUUUCUUGGUCAAGCUGGCCGAGUCCGGUCAACUGGCAGACCUCGAGACGGAUCUCGAACCGUUCGAGUGGAGACUGAUCCUUACACCCAAGGUUUUAAACCCUAUAUUAGCAUACUUUAUAAUGCAGUCGCAUUUCACCGCUUUCGACGAAUUCCUACCCAUUUUCGUAUCAUACCCUCCAGCGUACACCGACACGGGUGCACGGGUGUCUCAGUUCCCGCUUCACUUGAAGGGUGGUUUGGGGUACACCCCCAAGCGCGCGGGAGACUUGCUUUCUAGUUCUGGUUUUUUUGGCAUGUUCAUGGUACUUUUGGUGUUUCCCACAAUUGACCGCAAAUUCAACAGAAACACCGUUUUUCUAGUGGCCUUAGGGAUUUUCCCGUUGUUAUUUGCAAUUUUACCGUACGUGUUGUUGUUCUUGCCCCAGCAGUUGGACGGAGACUUGACCACCAAGUAUGCCGACCAAUUUCUCUACGCUUUUGUGUUUAUUAGGGUGAUGGUGGCUAGUUCGUUGAUGACGUUGGCCAUGGUUCUGAUCAACUCCAAUGCCAAGAAGGAGUAUAGAGGUAUUGUUAACGGGGCGGCGAUUUCGGCCGCGUCACUAGCUGCUUGUAUAAGUCCACUCUUCACCGGACGCUUAAUGACAGUGGGUCAAGCAUGUAACGUGGCUGGCCUUGGAUGGUGGGGGUUAGGAAUCAUCACCACGUUAGGCUUCAUCCAAGGAUGUUUUAUCCGGGUGAACUAGAGGCCAUUUUACAUAACACAAUUUUUGUAUUUACUGAUGCAAAUAGACUAAUAAAGAAUAGAAUUAUACCAAAGUCCUAAUGGUGAGCGUGUUCGGGGCUACCGACAUACUUGGCCAAAAACACCACUCCCGAGUGCCAGCAUCUGGCAGGCUCGUCGGCAGUGACCUUCAACCAAUAAGGCUUGUGUUCUUCUCCUUUUUUUCCCAUACAUCCAACAUAUCUGUAGCCCACAUAAGUAGGUACGAGGUAAGGGUCUUGCAUGGUACCAGAUCCUUCGAAAAUGGGGUUUUCCAUGUCGAACACAUCCACACCUUCCAUCUUACCCAAAAGUUCGAAUCUUUCAGCACCAGUGGAUUGGUCCCAAUCGGUUGGAAUAGUACCUGGGGUAGCACCAGGACCAAUUAAAGAGGAGUCAGGACCGGUGACAUCAGCCAAGGUUU
Molecule: messenger RNA, 2136 nt
Organism: Yamadazyma tenuis ATCC 10573
Lineage: Eukaryota; Fungi; Ascomycota; Pichiomycetes; Serinales; Debaryomycetaceae
Source: RefSeq, a predicted model, not a curated record